Messenger RNA from Lutzomyia longipalpis, 3159 nucleotides. RefSeq names its product NADPH--cytochrome P450 reductase-like. Bases 476 to 2506 code for a protein of 676 amino acids. Gene Ontology annotation, molecular function: flavin adenine dinucleotide binding; FMN binding; NADPH-hemoprotein reductase activity. The record is from RefSeq and is a predicted model, not a curated record. The transcript is spliced from 8 exons. NCBI's taxonomy places the organism in Eukaryota, Metazoa, Arthropoda, Insecta, Diptera, Psychodidae. Gene Ontology annotation, cellular component: cytosol. Gene Ontology annotation, biological process: response to hormone.
CACUCGCUUAUAUUCAAGUUCUUCAUUUAUUCCGUGAAUACAGUCGCGAGCAGUCGCACCGCACCUGAGAGUAUUAUGUGUCAUGAAGAAGUGUUUGUUAUCUCAAAAAGCGACUAGGAAAUAUAAUCUGAGUGUCUGAUUCUCAGUGAAGCAAUUUUUUCGAAAAAAUUUUCCUAUAUAUAGAGGCCCUGUCUGCACGAAAGAUUAUUGUUCAGUGAUACGUCGUUUGAGUGUUUUUAUAAAGAAAGAAAUUUUAUCAAAAAUAUUGCAAUAAAAAAAAGUUAUGACUGUUGCUGACAGCAAUUAAAAGAAAAGAAAAGAAGCAUUUUUGCAUAUAAAUUGUUACUGAAAAACCCGAAAUUUAUUUAAUUCCAAACGACCUGUUGCAAGUGAUUUCACUGUCGUGAAAGUUUCUGGAAAAAAAAGAGAAGAAGAAAUAUUAAUAAACCAGUUAUCCGUUCGCGAAUAAAAAAAAAUGGAAUCGAUAGAAUCAGAGCAAAUUGAGGUGACAGAGUCUGAGCCAUUUCUUGGACCAUUGGAUAUUGUUUUGCUCGUUAUUUUGAUAGCAGCCGCAGCUUGGUGGUUACUAAAAAAUAAAAAGAGCAACAAUGAAUCUAAUUCUGCACGAUCAUAUUCAAUUCAACCCACAACAGUCAACACCAUGACUAUGGCUGAGAAUUCCUUCAUAAAGAAACUAAAAGCAUCUGGAAGGAGUUUAGUUGUCUUCUAUGGAUCACAGACUGGGACAGCUGAGGAAUUUGCGGGGCGCUUAGCCAAGGAGGGUAUGCGCUAUCAAUUGAAAGGCAUGGUGGCUGAUCCUGAAGAGUGUGACAUGGAGGAACUUUUAAAUCUCAAAACAAUAGACAAUUCUCUAGCUGUCUUCUGUCUGGCAACAUACGGUGAAGGAGAUCCAACUGACAAUGCUAUGGAAUUCUACGAAUGGAUUAAAAAUGGGGAUGUGGACUUGACCGGGCUUAAUUAUGCCGUCUUUGGUUUGGGAAAUAAAACCUACGAGCACUACAAUAAGGUGGCUAUUUAUGUUGACAAACGUCUGGAGGAACUUGGUGCCACGAGGGUGUUCGAGUGUGGCCUCGGAGAUGAUGAUGCAAACAUUGAAGAUGACUUUAUUACAUGGAAAGAUCGUUUCUGGCCAGUAGUUUGCGAUUACUUUGGCAUUGAGAGUACAGGCGAGGAUAUUCUUGUGCGUCAGUAUCGCCUCCUUGAACAGCCCGAUGUGACUCCAGACCGCAUUUACUGCGGUGAAGUUGCUCGGCUACACUCCCUGCAGAAUCAGAGACCGCCUUUCGAUGCAAAGAACCCAUAUUUAGCACCAAUUCGCAUUAACAGGGAGCUCCACAAGGGCGGUGGGCGGUCGUGUAUGCAUGUUGAAUUCGAUAUUGAGGGAUCAAAGAUGCGCUACGAAGCUGGAGAUCAUUUGGCCAUGUAUGCAGUGAAUGAUAGUUCUCUUGUUGAGCGUUUGGGUGAGCUGUGCAAGGCAGAUCUGGAUCAAGUAUUCUCUCUCAUUAAUACGGACACUGAGAGUAGCAAGAAGCAUCCAUUCCCUUGUCCUACAACAUACCGCACGGCUUUGACGCAUUACUUGGAAAUUACUGCAAUUCCACGAACGCACAUUCUCAAAGAAUUGGCGGAAUAUUGCUCAGAUGAGAAGGAUAAGGAAUUCCUUCGUUUCUUGUCUUCCACAACGGCCGAAGGGAAGGCAAAGUAUCAAUCGUGGGUGCAGGAUGCCACUAGGAAUAUUGUACACAUUCUAGAGGAUACACCAUCAUGUCGUCCACCUAUUGAUCAUGUUUGUGAAAUUCUACCUCGACUGCAGCCACGAUACUAUUCGAUAUCUUCCUCAUCGAAGUUGUAUCCGCAAACAGUGCAUAUAACAGCUGUUCUAGUCAAAUAUGAAACAGCCACAGGGCGCGUCAAUAAGGGUGUUGCCACUAACUUCUUGGCAGCUCAGCGUCCAGAAGGUGAUCCACUACCGCGUGUGCCAAUAUUUAUUCGAAAGAGUCAAUUCCGUCUACCGACAAAACCCGAAAUUCCCAUUAUUAUGAUAGGCCCCGGAACGGGUCUAGCACCCUUCCGUGGUUUUAUACAAGAAAGGGAUAAUUGUCGGCGGGAAGGACAAAAUGUAGGAGAUACUAUUUUAUAUUUUGGUUGCCGUAAGAAGGCAGAAGAUUUCCUCUAUGAAGAGGAACUUAAUGAAUUUGUCAACAAAGGCUCUCUGCAACUUCGUGUGGCCUUCUCUAGGGAGCAAGAAAAGAAAGUUUACGUUACACAUUUACUACAGGAGGAUAGCGAUAAGGUGUGGGAUGUAAUUGGAGAGAAGAAAGGACACGUUUACAUAUGCGGUGAUGCUAAAAAUAUGGCGCUCGAUGUACGUAAUAUUCUACUGAAUGUCAUCCAAACCAAAGGAAAUCUAUCAGAGAGCGAAGCGCAGCAAUAUUUGAAGAAGAUGGAAGCACAAAAGAGAUAUUCAGCGGAUGUUUGGAGCUAAUUAUGGAAUAUAAUAUGUUCGAAUUUUAACAUAAUUAUUAUUUAAAUUUGGUUCCAUUCCAUUUCAUUACGUUUUUUUUUAAAUGUGUAGCAAAGAAUCAUGUGCGUCUCACUAGAAUUCAAACAAAAAUACAUUUUUUUCUGGAGAGGUAAUGAAGAAGCUGUUUAGUAAGUACAAUUUGUAAAAGAAAAAUUGUACGAUGGAUUUACUUUUGUUAUAGAAUGUUUAUUUAGAUAAAAAAGAAAAAAGCAACAAAUUGUUUAUGUGAACGAGAGUUGCGUUAAUUAUGUUAAAUAAAUAAAAUGGUCACAUAGUAGAGGGAUUUAGUUAAAAGAAAAUUAUGCGUAUUUUUUUUCUUCUGUUGAAAUCUAAAUGUUUUUUUUUUGCCUUGUGAUAGAUUUUACUUUAGAAAAUAUAGUAGAUGUGAAAUGAGGAAAAAAAAUUGACGAGAAGAGGGUAAUUUUUGUUAUUAAAUUGAUAAAUUUAUUCUGACGUGAACAGAUUCGUUACGAGUAGAGUUUAGUAGAAAAAAUUGUUAAGGUUAAAAUUUGUCAAUAUUUACUAUUUUAUUGUAAAUUAUGGUGUUUGAAAAAGCCACAAACUAAUAGAUUUUUGUAAAAUUUUAAUAUACAUUUAUAUACUUUAAUGUAAAA